Molecule: messenger RNA, 1548 nt
Organism: Glarea lozoyensis ATCC 20868
Lineage: Eukaryota; Fungi; Ascomycota; Leotiomycetes; Helotiales; Helotiaceae
Exons: 3
Coding region: 1-1548 (515 amino acids)
Cellular component (GO): actin cortical patch
Molecular function (GO): phosphatidate phosphatase activity
Source: RefSeq, a predicted model, not a curated record
AUGCUCCAAUAUGCCCCAAUUUUGGCAAUUCUGCCAGUCGUGCUUGCAUUGCCAGCGCCGACUCCAGCUCCGACUCCAGUAGCCAUUGCACAUCCUAUGGUGACGCCUCGAGCGUCUCUCACUGACCGAACCCCGACGAAAGUUCAGGAACGGGACAUUAUCGACUCCAUUACGGGAUUGGGAGACUAUAUUGGGAGCUUGGUUGGAUCAUUUCCUUCCUAUGUUGCCAGCGGUGUCCCUCAGUUCUUCCAGGACUUGCCAACUGGAACUGCAGUACAAAGCAGUCUGUCACUUAGCGACAACGACCUGGAUGCACUUCCGACCCAAGUCUUGAAUAUCCCCUCCUACGCCAACUGGACAACUCAAGGAUGGAAUCUCCGCUUUCGAGGAAAUGUUUUCAAACAACCCAAUAUUUCCACGGAAAAGUUGAACGACCUAGCAAAUAUCUUCUUAAUAGGAACAGAUAUCGACUCCCUCCAACCAUCCGAACAAGACCAAGCUCGAAAUCUCACUGCCGAAAUCUUCGUUGUACAGCAGGGUGAUCGCAAUGUGUCUUUCAACAUCGAGCCAGCGUCUUCGCAAGGUGUGGAUGGAACGAACACCGGGAGCAAUGCUGAGACUCCAGGAGGUGGAAGUCAAGACAUCACUUUAGUCGGCGAAACCACUGCUCAGGGAGAUUACGAUCAGUUCCUGCUUCUGGCGAACGUAUCUGGACCAGGAGGAUAUUUGAAACCUGGAAACGAAACCCUUCGACCUCAACGAUUGAAUGUAUAUGCCAAUGGCACGCUGACUGGAAAUGCGACAUCAUACCUGGUACCUUCAACGGGAUAUACUAUUAUUUCCGACAUUGAUGACAUUCUCCGAGUAACAAAGAUCUAUGAUCCAAAGGAAGGUUUACUCAAUUCCUUCGCACGAGCAUUUACACCGUGGAUGAAUAUGCCCGAGAUCUACGCCAAUUGGAGUCAGAGCAUCCCGGAUUUCCACUUCCACUAUCUGACAACCACACCCGAGCAAGUCACCCGCAACUACAUGGAUUUCAUCUACAAAACUUACCCGGGAGGAUCUUUUGAUACCCGUCCUUUGAACUUCUCGGAUAUCUCUGCCACCCUCAGCAUCCGUAAAUACCUCCUCACGAAAGUCUUCGAGACCUUCCCAACGCGAAAAUUCAUUCUCGUAGCCGACACCUCCAACUCCGACGUCAUGAAAGACUAUCCCCUGAUGGCUAGCACCUUCAAAAAUCAAGUCGCCUGUAUCUUCCUCCGCAACACGUCUGCCACCGAUUCAAGCGAUAAAUUCCCUUACGAUACCUCUGGAUUCGAGGGCCUAGACAACAGUACAUACAUGUUCUUCAACGUGCCAGAUGAUCUCAAGGGCUUGGAUAUCAUGAACGGACAGUGUGUUAAUAACACCAUCAAACAAGAUGUUACGUUCAGCACCCAGGGAUUGCCGUUUGGAUUGAGUAAGAAGAGUGCUGCUGCGAGCCUGAGCAUUUGGAGUUCUGUGGGCUUGGUUACGCUGGGAUCGGCGGUAUUUGGAUUGUUGGUUUGA